Molecule: messenger RNA, 1082 nt
Organism: Humulus lupulus (European hop)
Lineage: Eukaryota; Viridiplantae; Streptophyta; Magnoliopsida; Rosales; Cannabaceae
Exons: 4
Coding region: 780-1082 (100 amino acids)
Source: RefSeq, a predicted model, not a curated record
CCCUCCAAGUAUUUUCCAUACAAGAGAAAAUUGAUUUGUUUAGUAGAUUUUACAUUUAAUUUCACAAAUGGUUCUACCAUUUGGGAAUGUCAAAUGACUCAUAAUUCUUUAUUCAAACUUUAUCUCAAAUUGGUUUUGGUGCUUGAUUAUCAUUGUGAUAUUUGCUUUGUAGGACUUGCUAAACCUGCUUCUGUUAUAGAAACUUUUUGUACCGAUGAAUUAGUUUUGCAGCAUGUGAAACUUGAUGGAGUUGUUACUUUGGUUGAUUCCAAGCACGCAAUGCAACACCUUAAUGAAAUAAAACCAAGAUUUGUGGUUAACGAGGCUGUAGAACAAAUUGCUUAUGCUGAUUGUAUUAUUUUUGAACAAGGUAGAGUUUUUUUUUUUUAAUCAGAAAACAAGUUAGAGUGUAUUCAUUGAAUCUGACAUUUGUUUUUAAAAUGUGAGGUGAUUCUGAGCUUUGAAGCUAAUUGGAUCCCAACUAUUUCAGCAGAUAGAUUUAGUGACUGAGGUUGAGCUGGAGAUAUUGACCAAGAGAAUUAAGUUGUUCUUUCUGAGAUAUUAAUAAUUGUAUACAGUUUUAACGAAUAUCAUAUAAGAAGUUAUUGCUCCUAUAUGUGUCUUCCUGUGCUUAUACUUCCAAAAUGGAAUAUUCUCCGCUAACAGAAACCAAAGAAUCAACUUUUGUAUCCUAUUGAGCUUUUGUGUUUCACUCUCAUAAUAAAUAAUUUUUUAAAAACUUAUACUCUUAUGUGCACUGGUGUCAGCAUAUUAAUGGGAUGGCACAAAUGAAGCAAGCUAAGUUUGGAUCCGUUGACAUGGACUUUUUUCUUGGAGUGGGAGGUUAUGAUCUUGAUAGGAUUGAUUCUGAAGUUCAGGUAGAUAAUUCCUGUUCUACAACUCAUCAACAUGAAACUGGAAAAAAAUGCAGCAAUCAUCAUCAUCAUCAUCAUAAUCACGUACACAAUGCUGCUGUCACUAGUGUUACUAUUGUUUCCGAAGGAACCCUCGAUAUUGAUGAGUUCUUUAGGUAUCAUAAAUCUGAAAAUAGAAAUGUUGAGCGUUCUAGAGCUGCUCGGUGA